AUGUCCACCCCGCCCUCCGGAUCAGAUGCCACCCUCCGCCUCGCCCGCGGCACAGCCCUCCUCCUCUCCUCCCUCUCCUCGGGCAUCGUCCUCUCCCUCUCCGCCUUCCUCGUUCCGCGCCUGCUCGAGUCCCCCACGCCGCUCAUGCUCGCGCAGUGGCAGCGCACCUUCCAGCUGGGCGCCUCCACCAUGCCGCUCACGGGCGCCGUCUCCGCCGCGGCCUACUUUUGGCUGGGUUUACGCGGUCUGCGCGCGCCGGGAGGGGCCAUCGUUGUCGCCGGCGAUGGGCUGUCUGGUUUGUCCAGGGCGAGACUGUUAUUAGCCGCCGGUGCGCUGUCGGUGGGGAUUGUGCCGUAUACGAUACUGGUCAUGAGCGGGACGAAUGGGAAGUUGAAGGCUUUGAGGGAGAGGGUUGGUGGUGCUGCGGUGAAGAAGGGGGCAGAAAGGGAAUUGGUUGCGGAGGAAGAAAGAAGUGCCAAGUGGUUGGUGGAUCAUUGGGGAAUGUUGAACUUGGGGCGGGCAGGGUUGUUGAUUGCGGGAACGGUUUGCGGGUUGGUAGCGACUCUGUAA
This is a messenger RNA of Parathielavia appendiculata, 570 nucleotides long. RefSeq lists its product as uncharacterized. The transcript has a single exon. The coding region runs from base 1 to 570 and encodes 189 amino acids. The record is from RefSeq and is a predicted model, not a curated record. NCBI's taxonomy places the organism in Eukaryota, Fungi, Ascomycota, Sordariomycetes, Sordariales, Chaetomiaceae.